Poeciliopsis prolifica (blackstripe livebearer) is the source of this 3711-nucleotide messenger RNA. It is a transcript of the gene kansl3, whose product is annotated as KAT8 regulatory NSL complex subunit 3. Lineage: Eukaryota; Metazoa; Chordata; Actinopteri; Cyprinodontiformes; Poeciliidae. Gene Ontology annotation, biological process: positive regulation of transcription by RNA polymerase II. Bases 232 to 2928 code for a protein of 898 amino acids. The transcript has 20 exons. Gene Ontology annotation, cellular component: NSL complex. The record is from RefSeq and is a predicted model, not a curated record.
GAAGCGCGACAGGGCAACAAACCAGACAACAAAAGAAAGUAAGGGCUUCACGCAGAGUGGAUUUAUGUUGCUUGCAAUAUUUUCAUCACAUUGUUUCACACAAACCUCCUUUUUACUUACUCGGCUCGGACGUCAUACCAUCAAAGAUGAUCUAAUCAGAUGAGAAGAUUCAUCUAAACGCCCCACCAGUGGCUGGGGUCCGUUUUGGGCCGGGCGUGGCUCAGGAAGAAGAUGCACCGCGGGGAUAAGGACUUACAGUCAUCUGCACGCAAGAUGGGGACGUCCUUGCUUUUCCAGCUGUCGGCCUACGAACGGGAGCUGGACCUGGUGUUUCUGGACCACAGCUACGCCAAACCAUGGAACGCUCACCCUGAUGCCAGCAGCGCUCGGCCCACAAGAACGCUGUUCGUGACGCCGCGUCGUCAACCCGAGACCUUAUUAGACGCAGAUUCCCUAAUAGAUGUGGAAACGAUCACUCCAAUACCUGUUCCCCUGUAUGACAACCACAAGGCUCUGAGUGUGAUGAAGGAGUGUGAGAGGCAUGUCCUGUUUGCUCGAACAGCCGCCGACGGCCCCCCACCUCCAGAUGACUGGGAGGAACACAUAGACAAGACGGGCUGGUCAGUGACCCAGAACAAGUUGUUUAACAAAGUCCUUAAAGCUCUACAGGGAGAAAGACUGGCAAGACUGGCCAAUGAAAAUGCUUCCAACGAGCCCAUUCUGCGGAGGAUAGCUGUAGACAAGUGUGCCAGGAAGGUGAGGCACGCGCUCGCCAGCGUGAACUGGGAAGCCAAGCUGACGCAGUGGCUGCACACCACGCUGAUUGAGUCGUUGAGUCUCCCCAUGCUUGCAGCUUACUUGGAUGUGCUGCAGACUUUAAAAAGCAAGCUGCCGACGCUCAUCGACAGAAUGCUGCUGCCGUCUGCAAAGACUGGAGCUCCGAGUGCGGAGGCUUUGUCUCUGCUGCUGAAGCGUCCCUGGGAUCCUGCUGUUGGAGUUCUUUCGCAGAACAAACCGUGCAAGCUUCCUGGGUCUCCUCUGAUUCUCAUCGCGCCGUCCAGCCCAACAAAUCCGGCUCUCUCCACCUCACGGAGAAUGAGGUUUUGGCAGUCGCAGCUCUCCUGCCUGGGAAAGGUCAUCCCGGUGCACACUCAUGUGAACAGUGGGGCCAAUAUUGGAAUCACACAGUGUUUGGAGCACAUGCUGGGAACGGUCAGAGCCAAAGUCAUGGAGGUUCACAGUCACUUCCCACACAAGCCCAUCAUCCUGGUCGGCUGGAAUGCUGGUGCGCUUAUCGCUUGUCAUGUAUCCCUCAUGGAGUAUCUGACGGCUGUCGUGUGUCUUGGCUUUCCGCUCCUAACAGUCAACGGACCCAGAGGGGACGUGGACGACCCGCUGCUGGACAUGAAGACCCCCGUAUUGUUUGUGGUUGGGCAGAAUGCGCUGCAGUGCACCACAGAUGGCAUGGAGGAGUUCAGAGAGAAGCUGAGGGCAGACAACAGCUUGGUGGUGGUCGGAGGAGCAGACGACAACCUCAGAAUCAACUCGGCAAAGAUGAAGUCGGAAGGUUUGACGCAGACGAUGGUGGACCGCUGCAUUCAGGAUGAGAUAGCUGACUUUCUGUCAGGGGUCUUGACCCGGGCAGAGGGCCACAGUCACGUCUCCGGAGAGAUGCGAGACCUGGACACGGAGAAGAAGAAGCGGCCUCGACGGGAGCUUCCCUUUGACGUGGAGAGAGGUCGACCUUCGUCUCCGGCUCUUAGAGUUCCCAUUUCACCCUCAGGUUCAGAGGAUUUGUCCAGCGUCUGCAGCAGCCCCACUUCCAGCCCCAAACCGAAGACUUCUGGUCUGUCUCCAGCACAAAAGUCCAGCCUGAUCACAGCCACGCAGCUCCUCAAGACGCACAUGCAGCGCUCCGGCACCGUGCUCACUCACAAGCAGGCUCAAGUUCCAGUGACCAGUGAUCAGCUGGAAGGCCUGGACAGAGACGAGCUACGUCCUCACGGCAAGAGGAGGCAGACGCCAAGUCCCACGCCCAGCAAGGCCUCCAAGAGAGCAAAGAUUAAAGUUACCAUUGUUUCCCAAAGUGAGUCAGCAGGAGGCGCCAUCAGCCCUGCUGAAGUGGGUGUCUCUGGCAAGCCUCUAACUGUGGCAGUGGGACAGACUGUGCCGGGUGCCAAGGAGCUUUCUGGACUCCUCACAGGCCAGCGGUCUGGUAGUCUCUCAGAGGUGUCUGGUGCCAUGUCCCCAGGCUCAGGCUCAUUCAGCAGCGUGCAGCCUUGCAUGGUGUCAGUGUCCUCCACACCAGCCCAGGUGCAAGCUCCAGCUACCGCCCAAGCGCCAGCUUCCGCCAGCAGUCUUCUGCAAGGCCUAAGUUUCAGUCUGCAGGAGAUCGUUACCAAAGCUCCUAACCUUCCCUCCACAGCAACAAGCACAGGCAGCACUCAGGAGGCGAUCCUGAGCUCAGUCAGUACCGCCGGCAGCACUCUGCUCCGGGCAGUACCCGUGGUCACAACAGGAAGCAUCUCGAAAACCACCGCCAUCCAUCAGCUGCUCACCAACGGUGGACUGGCCAAACUGGCCAGCAGCUUGCCCGGCUUGGCGCACAUCACCAAUCAGACCGCUGGAGGGCAGAAAGCUCCGGCUUCUAUAACGGUGACCCUCCGUGGAGCUCGGCCGAGUAGCGCAGCAGCUUUCAGCCACGCAGCAAUGAACCUCUCUGCUCACCGUAAGGUGAUGCUGCAUCGGCGACUGUUCUCUGCAGUGAUGGAUACAAAACCCCACAUCGUGCAGAAAACACAGCUGCCUUGUGUCCUCCAGAGCGGUGUCCUGUUGAGGUGGGAGGAGAAGCUUGGAAGUCGUGAUUGCUGUGUUUGUAGAGCCGCAGCGCAAGAUUUCCUCAUUGUACUUUUAAGUAGGGCAUUUUGACAGCAAGAUAUAUGACUUGAUCACAUGUUAUCCUCUGGAGAAAAUUAUAUUGUGAGUGUAAGCCACAAAACUACCUGCGUUGUGGUAAAUUAGCUCUGACAAAGGCAAUUGUCAAAUAAAAAUAAACUAAAAUGUUACUUUGACGUUUUUUAUGCACUUCUCAUUUUGCCGAACCCUGGAUUAUUGUUCUCUCACAGCUUGUUGUAGAUGAUUUGAAUGUCACAGAAAAUUGUUUGGGAUUUUUGUUGAAGAAAAAAGUUAAGUUUCAGUUCAAUUUCAGUGUGAUGUGUUUCAGCACCAUUUCUUAAAGCAUAAUGUUCUUUCUGCUGGCUGGGGAGCCUUGCAAAAAAUAUUUAUACCCUUUCAACUACAAAUAUAAAUGUCUAAUUGUGACAUAAAUUUCAAUUCAGUCUCCUUUACACAAUUACCGCUGAAUAAAAUUUGGUCUACCCAGUUUCCUUCAGAGGUCACCUACUUUAAAAUAGUCUAUACGUGUGAUUUUCCCAAUUUAAGAAAUUAUGACAGUAUAAUUUUUCUUACACUUUGCUGUUUUUGUCAUUAAUUCUCAUGAAAUCACAGUAAAAUGCGUUCAACUGUGCCGUCAUAAUAUGACAACAGAAUGGUUAAUAGGGUAUGAAUAUUAAGGCAAGCCUCUGUACAUCAUGUCAGAAUUCAUUUUUUGACUGUUACGUGGUUUCUCUGAUAUGUCUUCACAUUUGUGCUAAUCUAAUUUCAAAUGUCAUUAUUUGUUCAUAAUUGUAAAUAAAAGUUGUUGAACACGUU